Messenger RNA from Alternaria metachromatica, 2514 nucleotides. RefSeq lists its product as uncharacterized. The transcript has 3 exons. The record is from RefSeq and is a predicted model, not a curated record. Gene Ontology annotation, cellular component: ribonucleoprotein complex; cytoplasm; nucleus. The coding region runs from base 1 to 2514 and encodes 837 amino acids. NCBI's taxonomy places the organism in Eukaryota, Fungi, Ascomycota, Dothideomycetes, Pleosporales, Pleosporaceae. Gene Ontology annotation, molecular function: mRNA binding.
AUGGAGUCGUCACGUAUCUUCGUGAGGAAUUUGCCCUCUCACUUCACCGAGGCUGACGUGCGGAAACACUUUGCCAAGUUUCCCAUCACUGACGUAAAGUUCUUCAACCACCGACGCAUCGGCUAUGUUGGCUACAAGACGCCCGAAGAUGCUGCAAAGGCUGUCAAGUACUUCAACAAGACCUUCAUCAAGCUCACCAAGAUCUACGCAGAGAUUGCGCGACCUAUUGCCGACAAGGAACUGCCAAAGUCACGGCGGCAGCAGAAACUCGAGAAGAGCGCCCCAGUAAGCGACGAGUACCGACCGGAACGGCAAGAGAACGACCUCAAGCGGAAACGAGAGGAAGCCGAGCAGGACCCGAAGCUGAAGGAGUUCUUGGAGGUCUAUCAGCCGCCGUCUAAGACCAGCAUCUGGGCCAAUGGCGAUACCCAGCUCAAUGAAGCACCUGUCGCAGCCGCUGAAGAGGCCGUACCGGCGAUUGCUGUACCAGAGGAUGAGAGCGACGAUGAAUAUCAAGUCAUCUCGAAGAAGCCAAAGAUCGCUGAAGAGCCUGCGACCGCGUCACCCCCAGCAGCCCCACAGCCAACGUCCGCUGAACCAAGCGCAGCAGCCAUUCCACCAGAAGCUGUAGGUGAUGACGCGAUGGAGGACGUACAAGUAGCGCCAGCCGUCGAACAAGGACCUGUCACGGAUGAGGACUGGCUGCGGUCGAGAACGAACAGGGUUUUGGAGCUCGUGGAAGAUGAUGAAAUGCCAUCAGCUAGCACGGCUCCUGUCGCUGUAGCACCGAAACCAGCUGCCCAACCACGCGCACCUGCUGAGCCUUCUCCGGUCGUUGCCGACGCACAGCCAGAGCCACAACCCCCGGUGGAAGAGCAGACCGAUACUGCUGCCGCGCCUGAUGAGGAGGACAAGAUUCGCGAGACUGGUCGACUGUACCUCAGAAAUCUGCACUACGAGGUGACAGAAGAUGAGAUUAAGGAACAGUUCUCCAAGCACGGAGCUCUCGAGGAAGUGCAUGUGCCGUUGAAGAAGGCAGAUGGCAAGGGUAAAGGUUUCGCCUUCGUGCAAUUCCAGAACCCGAGCGAUGCAGUGGAAGCUUACCUUGACAACGACAACACCAUCUUCCAGGGACGCCUCCUUCACAUCAUCUCCGCGAAAGUGAAGAAAGAUACCAAGCUCGACGACUACGAGAUCUCCAAGCUGCCUCUCAAGAAGCAAAAGGAGAUCAGAAGGAAACAACAGGCGGUCAAGGCCACGUUCAAUUGGAACUCGCUCUACCUCAAUGCAGAUGCAGUUAUGUCCACCAUCGCAAGUCGCAUGGGCAUCAGCAAAGGUGAGCUGCUCGACCCCACUUCGUCAGACGCUGCAGUCAGGCAAGCGCAUGCCGAGACACACAUUAUCCAAGAGACGAAGUCGUACUUUGCGCAGCAUGGCGUUGACCUGGAGGCCUUUCAACGCAGCGCCAAAGGUGAUUUGGCUAUCCUCGUCAAGAACGUACCUCAUACCGUGACGGCCGAUGAGCUCCGCAAACUGUUCGAGGAACACGGCAAAGUGACCAAAUUCCUGAUGCCGCCGACCGGUAUGACAGCUAUUGUCGAGUUCUCGAACGUUGCGGAAGCAAAGACUGCAUUCAUGUCGUUGUCGUAUCGGAAGAUGAAAGAUUCAAUCCUGUACCUGGAAAAGGCCCCCAAGGAUCUGUUCAAGGAAGGUGUCGCAACCAACUUUGUGCAGACCACGCCGUCCGCCCAGCCUUUGCAGUCCUCACAGCCCGGUGUGAAGCUUUCUGCAACUGACCUGCUCGUGGACGACCCUGAGCCCGAGGCUACAAACACCGCCACUUUGUACGUGCGCAACUUGAACUUCUCCACCACAACUGAGCGUCUCACGGAGGCGUUCAAACCUCUGGCAGGUUUCCGGAGUGCCACUGUCAAGACCAAGACCGACCCCAAGCGAGGCGUGCUGUCCAUGGGCUUUGGUUUCGUCGAAUUCAACAGUCCAGAGACUGCCACUGCAGCUUUGCGAGCCAUGGAUGGACACGAUCUCGAAGGGCACAAGCUUCUCAUCAAAGCUUCCCACAAGGGCGCCGAUGCCGCCGAAGAACGCCGCAACGAGGAUGCAGCAAAGAAGGCGGCAAGCACGAAGAUUCUCAUCAAGAACUUGCCGUUCGAAGCCAGCAAAAAGGAUGUUCGUGCUCUGUUCACUCCUUACGGUCAGCUUCGAUCCGUACGAGUGCCCAAGAAGUUCGACGCUUCCUCACGUGGUUUCGGUUUCGCAGAGUUCACCACCAAACGCGAUGCUGUCAACGCCAUGAACGCAUUGAAGAACACACAUUUGUUGGGCCGUCGCCUGGUCCUUGCAUUUGCUGAGACGGAGUCUGAUGAUCCAGAGAAGGAACUGGAGAAGAUGCAACAGAAGGUGGGGGCACAGGCCAACAAGGUCGCCUUGCAACGCCUUACAGAAGGUGGUCGCAAGAAGUUUAACGUUGCAGGCACCGAUGAUCUAGACGACUGA